AUGGAGGGAUGCAAGACUGUAUCAACUCCAUUAGACAACAACAAAGCUCUCAAGAAAGAAGAUGGCUCACCGAAAGCUGAUGAAUCAAAAUUUCGAAGUCUAAUUGGCAGCCUACUAUAUCUAACUGCUACAAGACCAGACAUAAUGUACGCAGUUAGUCUCCUAUCAAGAUUCAUGCUUGAUCCCAGUCAAGUUCACUACGGAGCAGCCAAGCGAAUCCUCAGUGACUGGGCAGGAUCCAUGGACGACAUGAAGAGCACGUCAGGAUAUGCCUUCACACUUGGAUCAGGAAUAUUUUCAUGGGCAUCAAAGAAGCAAGCAACUGUUGCGCAAUCAUCAGCAGAAGCAAAGUACAUUGCAGUAGCAAUGACUACAAGCCAAGCUUUAUGGCUCAAAAGAAUACUUGAAGACAUGGGAGAAUUAUGA
Messenger RNA from Cannabis sativa, 426 nucleotides. RefSeq lists its product as uncharacterized. The coding region runs from base 1 to 426 and encodes 141 amino acids. The record is from RefSeq and is a predicted model, not a curated record. The transcript is spliced from 2 exons. NCBI's taxonomy places the organism in Eukaryota, Viridiplantae, Streptophyta, Magnoliopsida, Rosales, Cannabaceae.